Molecule: messenger RNA, 7976 nt
Organism: Colius striatus (speckled mousebird)
Lineage: Eukaryota; Metazoa; Chordata; Aves; Coliiformes; Coliidae
Product: protein phosphatase 1 regulatory subunit 3E-like
Exons: 1
Coding region: 241-1197 (318 amino acids)
Biological process (GO): regulation of glycogen biosynthetic process
Cellular component (GO): protein phosphatase type 1 complex
Molecular function (GO): protein phosphatase 1 binding; glycogen binding
Source: RefSeq, a predicted model, not a curated record
AGCAGUCGGAGCGUCGCGGUCCCGCCGCCUGCGGACACAUGCACCCGCCGGCAUCCCCGGGGGCCGACCGCGAUAGGGACAACGCCGAGGCGAGCUUUCUACUCCUAGGUCCUAGGCGCUAGACCGCCUCACCAUCCGCACGCCGCGGCCCGCGAGAAGCCCCGGCCGGCCGGGACGGAAGGAGCCGGGCGGCGGGCCCCGGGCGGUGCGCUAGCCGCCGCCGCUCCCGCCAGCCCCCCUAUGGAUAAGGCGGGCUCGCUGCACACCUCGGUGCCCACGCCGCCGCCCCGGCUCUACCUGCCGCGCAACUUCAGCUGCAGCGCUUGCCUCUAUGGCAGCCUGGCCGAGCAGUGCAAGGGGGGCUGCAGCCCCGACGGCGACCCUGCGCCUCCGCUCGUGGUGCGGGAAGCGGCGGGCGAGAAGCCGCCGCCGCCGCCCCGCGGCCGGGAGCCCUCGCUGCCCGCCGUGCCCCCCAGCCCCACGCAGCGCCGCCGCGCCAAGUCGCUGCCCACGCCCGGCGACCGCAGCCUGCGCCCGGCGCUGCAGCAGAGCCCCUCUCGCCGCAAGACCGUGCGGUUCGCCGACUCGCUCGGCCUGGAGCUCACCUCCGUCCACCACUUCUGCGAGGCCGACCUGCCGCAGGUGCCGCUGACCGCCCCGCCGCCGCCGCGCAACGCCGACCUCUUCAAGACCAGGAAGCCGCCGGCGCUGGGCGACUUGGAGCCGGUGCUGUUCGGGCCGCCGUCGCCGCUGCUGGAGCCGCUCUUCCCGCCGCAGCCCGGCGCCAGCCCCGGCUUCGCGGAGCGGGUGCGGCAGCACAAGGUGAGGCUGGAGUGGGUGCGGGCCGAGCCGGCGGGGCUGCGCGGUGCCGUGCGCGUCCUCAACCUGGCCUACGAGAAGGCCGUGUCGGUGCGCUACACGCUCAACAGCUGGGCCAGCUGCGCCGAGGUGCCCGCCGCCUACCAGCCGGCCGGCCCGGCUGACGGCCUCACCGACCGCUUCGCCUUCCUCCUGCCCCUGGGCGCCGCCGCCGCCGAGGCCACGUUGGAGUUCGCCGUCCGUUACCGCGUCGCCGGCGCCGAAUACUGGGACAACAACGAGGGCGCGAACUAUCGGCUGCGGGGCCGGCAGCGCGUCCUGCCCGUCGCCGGCCUCCCGCAGGACCCCGACAGCACGGCCUGGAUACACUUCAUCUGAGGCGCGGGCAGCGCGGGGGUGGCGGGAGGGCUCGGGCCCCGGGGACUGCGGCCCAGCGCAGGCCUCGCUUCCAGCCACCUCUCUGUAAGUCGCUGGAAGAGAUUUUCCUGAAUUCCGUUUACAGAUGGAUGACUUGUCUUUUUUAUUUCACUAGAAAAGGGGGAAAAUUCUUGUUUAAAAGAGGGGAAGCCUUCCAGGCUGUCACAGGGGUGUCAGCAGGGAGGCCAGGUGCCUGGCUAGUGGCCGAUGUGCCAUUUUCUGCCUCAGUCUCCCGGUGCACUGUGGCUACUACCAAAGCAUCUGCCAGACAAGGCUGUGGAGCGAGGGGCUGCAGUGAGUUUGCAGAAUUUCCCAGUCAGGACCAGGAUCUACAGGUGCAAACAAAUGCUCCCAGGUGCCAGAGGUCAGGACCAUCUGCUGUCACCUCAGCAGGGUCAGGCUCUGGUAAUGUGGAGGGCAUAGGGCAUCCGUCCAGCCAUCCUGUUUACCUAAUCCUGCUUAAGCAAAGCCUGGCUCAGCGAGGUGCUGGAUCCACAUUCAGAGCCACGCUGACCCACUUGUGUUCAUUGCCCUUCGGGUUUGAGGGCUUGAUGGGGCAGGGUUAAGGGACAGGUUUUGUGUUUGAGCUCAAAAAGGCAAGAGUAGGGAUACCACCAGGUGAAACUGUGUUUCAUCAUGCUGUAAAAAAUGAUUGAUUGGUUUCAAGCAAAAGGUAGGUUUUUUAUUUCUUAAAUUUUGAACCAUAUUUCAGGUGUCAAAGCAUUUAGAAGAGUGUCACAUACUGAUUGAACUGCAACCCUCUGAGAGGUUUUAAAAAGAGAGUGUUUUGUUUUAAAAUCCACAUGGUAUGUUGUAAAGGUUUGUUGGGAUCUGCUGUUUGUUUCGGUAGGAUUGGUCCCAUAGAGCUGCUUGUGCUCAGGUCAGCAGGGAAUUUGUGGACCUGCAUCAAAGGAACUAGAGAGGGCAAGAGUUGAAUCCAUCACUUCUGCCUGCACCCCAAGCAACAGUUUCAGGCUUACUCCUGUUAACAGUCUAUUUGAAUUUGUUAUGCAAAGGUAUCAGUGCAGAAGCCAGCUAUCCAAAUUUUAUAAACACUUCCGUCAGUGACUGAUAUCACAAAAAUGGCUGAAUUUAGUCAGACAAAUUGAAGAAAGUCAUAUUUUGCCAUAUAAAAAUAUAUCAAUAAAAAUUACAGAGCAUGCUGUCUUCUGCCUGCAAAGUUCUGGAUUAAAUUAUACUAUCAGUAAACAUAGUAUUUUCCUUUUCAAACUUCCUUUUUCAGCUGAAUUCAGGUUGUACUGGUGCCAAAACUGGGUGCUGAUUUUCCAGGAUUUAGGCAUAUAUCUGUUUGCAGGAUGAGGACAUCUACAAAUACAACUCCUGAGUGGUAAAACCAAUAUCAGUGUGAUUGUGAUGGGCUGUAAGAUCAGAGUUCUAACGUUUUGGGUCUUCUGUAGGACUGAAAUCUGACUUUGGUGGUUUUUUUAACUGUAUUUUUGUGUUCCUUGAAAGGAUUGUGUGUCCUGAACAGCGCAUGUAAUGUCAAGUUCUUGUAAAACCUUUUGUCUUUGAGAGCACCUUUAUCACCUGAGGGUCUGCUACAAUCAGAAUUACAAAUUCUGAAGGGGAAAAAAGGAUCUGCAGACUUGAUGGGACAAGAGUAUUUAAUUUCUCUAGCUCACUGUUUCUAAUUUAAUGGAAAUAAUAGCAAGACCACUUUCUGUAGGAUUAGUAACUUGCUUUUCAUUUCCCAGGUUUUUGAUACCUGUGUUUUGAUAGAAACAGAAUAUUAAAGAACUGCACUGUCAGCAUCUAUUGAGUGUCUCACAUUUUAGAGUAUUAGGGCCCUGAUCUUAUAAAAAAAGUCAUCUUGUCUAUUGCUAGUGCACGGUUAUAAAGCUAGAACUGCAGAACUAGGAUCUUGAAGUGUUCCUGAUUAAAGCAUGUUAAGUGGUGUACUUCAUGAAGAAAGACGAAGUGUCUUUUAGUUAAACUCUUGUUUUUCUUUAUAAGAGCCUUAAUAUUGGAGAGAAGGAAAAGGGCUUGCCUCCAUCUGAAAGCACUGUGAAAUCUGGUGGAAAUACAGCCAAACAUGCUUUAUUUAUGUUUUAGAGCUUUCCAAAACUCCUUGCUUGGCCUUUUUGACCCAAAUGGAGAACUAACAGCUGUUAUAUAGAUUGAGGGAAACUUUGAGGAAAAAACCCACCAGUUUCUAUGCAUUUUGGAUGAACUGAUGCUGCAGCUUUGCUUGUAAAAAUCAAACAAGAUUUGCUGUUUACUGUUUUAAUGGCUUUAGGAACACAAAUGGUGCUAAAACCAUUUUUAACAGUGACUAACUAAUUCUAAAACAUCAAAAUUAUUUUCCAGUGAAUAGCAGUUUUCAUUGUCACUUGAUCUAUGCAGCAUCCACAGGUCUCUUGUUUAAAAAUCUCCUUAUGGCAACUGGGGCUUAAACUCUUAAGUUUGGAGUACCUAAGGGAUAUACCUGCAUCAAGUUGUUGUAUUACCCUUUUUUUUCAGUCAUGACUUAGGGGAAAUUACUGUUGCUCUCAGUUGAAAUUCUGUAGGCAGAAUUGGGCUAUGGCUUUAUUACUCUUUUAUUUAUGGCCUCCUUUACCAAACGCAAACCUGAGUGUCAAUAUUCUCAAAUGAAACCUUCUGGGGGGAUGUACCAUACCAGGAGAAUGUUUUGCAGAACAGUCUUCUGAGCUUUCAAGCAGUUGUGCCUCCCACAGCACUAAGUUUUUUGGAGUAACUUUAUGGGCUUGAACUUGACCACAGAUUAUUGAUGAUAAAUGUGCAAGUCCUGUAAAAGACAAUGGUCUUACAGAAGUGUUUAUAGAUACCUACUCUUGAAAGCUGGGAAAGAUAAGAUUGCACACAGUCAGUUUUGAUUAGAGAAUGAUCUUGAUCAAGUCUGUGAAAGAAGUUUGAGGUGUUUUAAUAGAACUGUAUCAGUGGUCUAUGGCAAAGCUGCACUAUUUGAUUAUAUGUUUUCACUUCUAUCACAUUCAUUUGUUUCCAAGUGAGAUUUAUUCAGUUUUCUAAAAACAUGUUCAGUAACAAUGCUCAUGACUGUCUUCUCCACUGGCAGGCUUUGUGUGCAGUUUCCAAUCCCUUAGAUCUCAAUGUGAUGCUAUCUGUAUGUUGCUUGCCAGAAGCGUUGUGAUAAACAGAAAUGACAUUGAAAUACCAAAUAAUUAAUGUUCACAUUAAUUCAUAUAAAUGAUCACUUUGAGGAGAAAAAAAACCUGUGUUUGAGGAGAGUAACUUUCAAAUUGAUGGGGCAUCAAGUCGUUUUAGUGGGAGCAAGAGAGAACCAGCUUCUUAAAAUCACAUUUCUAAAUAAUAUAGUUUCACAAAAUGAACUUCCAGAGGCAAAGGAAAUAUUUGACAAAAGUUAAGCCAACCUUUUUCUGGAAAAAAAAAAAUGUCUUCUGUUUGUGUUAUUACUUGCAUGGACAGAGCCCUUGUCACCUUCCUUUCCAAGUAAUGCUAGAAUCAUUUAGGUAAGGCAAUGAUCCUUAGGUCAUGUACUUCAGUUUUAAGUGAAUUAUUCAUUACUUUUGUCUCUGCAGAUGUAAAAAUGUCUGUCAGUUGUGCAAAAUUGUAGCUUUAUGCCAUGUGCCAUGUUGUUUUAUGUGCAAUAAUGAUACUUUAUAUGAGUCACAUUGUACUGUAUGUCUGAUGCACACUCAUGUUUGCUGCUUUGCGCUUAACCCGCUAGAUUUUUUUUACAUGGGAUUUUAAGCCAUUCACAGUAACAUGUUUGAAAUCUACCCUAAUUCUCAAACAUCCUGAAAGAAAUCCUAACUACUAAGUGACUGGAAAUGGAUUUUCAGCUAGUGAAAUGUAUUUCUCUUUAUUAGCCUGAAGUCAGUAACUGAACUUAUCACACUCAUUUUCAAGAUAAAUGUGUAAUUUCAGGUAAAUUUAUUUGUUUUCUCCUUUGACCAUUUGCAAGUAACUUUUAGAUGUGAAUGUGUGUGCCUCAAUAUCUCAAUAAACAACAGAAUUAAGUGCACACUCUUUGUUCCAGUGUAUGUGAAGGGAAAAUGUGUCACUCGAAUGAACAAAUGUGUGUUCGUGCAUAGGCAUGAUCUCGUCACAGAUACAUGAAGUGUUUUUCCAUAGCGCCAACAGGCAAACAUUUGUCAGUUCUAUAUUUUAACGUAAAGUAACCUACAGAAAUACCCAGAAUCUGCUUUUUAACAUCACUAAAUAUAUAUUUAAAUUUUUAUGUGCCUUUCAGCAUUUCCUGGGAUGAAAUAUCACAUGUUCCUUGUCUCUCUCACCUAAAGACCACUAAUGGCUUUGUCAUGAAAACAAAAUUUAUACUAAAAAUAUAGUAAUCAGUUCUCAUUCCUGAUACAUUUUCAGCUGUGCCAGAAAUUCUGUAUCUGUAUCAGGCAGAAGAAUUUGUUAGUAUUUUCCCAGAUGACAAAGAAGGAAGUUACAGUCAGAAGUGAGUCUUCCUGGUUUACCUCUACACUUAUGUCAAGUUAAACUGUGACUAGUUAAAGUAAAAAAAUAUAUUUAUUGUAUAUAUUCACCUCUUACAUAGAUACUCUAAAUACAUAGUCUAAUAUAUUCUAUCUGAAACAGAAGUUCUAGUUUUUUAUGAAAUCUUUGUGGGGACAUAGUCUCUUCAGCUUUUCCCAUUGCUUAUCUGAUGCUGCUUGAUGCAUAUCAUUAAAACUUUCAAACAGAUUUAUUCUGCUUGCACAGUUUGUAUGGUGAGAUAAAAGUGCUCACUGUAAGGCAUAUCUGAGGAAAAUAACUUUUGCCUUCCAAUUAUACUGCAUGGCUUUUUGGCAAAUCAUCAGUAAUUCUGUUUCCUGUAUGCACUUCAUGUGUACAUGUUCCUAAUAGAUGCAAAGGAUUACUCACAGAGAUGCAAAUAUUGUGGGGCACUGAAAUUAAGGCUUUUCAGAUGUAAAUAGGUUAAGGUAGGAAGCAAGUACAGCUAUUUUUGAUGUAAAAUAACCCCCCCCCAGCCUUAUGUAGAGCUGAUCAGUAGUUUUUUUUGUUAGAUGGAAGAUAAUAACAUUUUCCAAGAUGAAACAUGUUCAGGGAAGUGUGCCUGUUUCAAUAGGAAGCUUUUCUCAGGUUCAGCUUAAGAGAAAAUUGCCCUGAAGUAGUCAAGUAGAAGGAGUACUUCCUUAAAACUGUGUAUGGAUUUGCCUGUAGGUCUUCUGUGAUCCAAGUGAAUACUGAGCUGUAAACCCAUUGGCUGUUGGUUAGACUCUUAUUCAACUUACAAAUAUGACUUUUAAAUUAUUUUAGAGGGAGGAUUUUUGACCCUGGAUUUCCCCAUCUUGUAUGAAUAACCUCUUGAUUCAGCUGUCCUGGCUUUUGUUUGAGCUUUCCAUUGUUGAGAAAGGUCUAAUUUUAUUUUUAUGCAACAUAGGAAGAUUUUUUUUUUUCAUUAUAUUUUGGGAAGGGGAAGACAAGAAAAUUAUUUUCUUUUCAACUUUAGUUUUUUUCCAAAAUUAAACAGUAGCAUGCAGAAUAAAAAUGUGCUUGAAAUAAUAAAUGCACUAGAGAUUCCAAAGAAUAUAGCUAAGGAAAAUGUCAAAUGUGAGAUGUGCUUUUUUUGACAACAUGUAUGUUUGAUUUAGUAAGGCAGGGAGAAUGUCCUAGUCUCCAGUGCAAGUGUAUUAAUGCCAGGGAUUUCUUACUAUGCAAUAUUAUGGUGCACCUGUGUUUUUUUAGGGAUUCAGAUGGUUGGUAGAGUUGGUGUAUUGGUGUGUUUGUGUACUGAAUAUUCUGUUAAGUGUUGUUAAGGAAACUGUAUGUCUUAAAUAGUGUUGUAUCUUUAGGCUCUCUUUUGUCCAAUCUGAGUCCAUUAAAUCAUAAUCAUAGUCCUUUGAAUAGCAGUAACAAGACAAUAUUUCAUAGAACUGCAUAAUGAAGUCUCACAUAUUCUACUCUACUCUUUAUCACCUUCUAGGACAAAAAGUUGUGUUACAGUUGAGAGGUUUGAAAUGUUUGUAUUUCUGUAUCUUAAAACUAAGCCAAAUUGUGUUACACUUUUAAACUCAAAGAGCUAAUAUAUAUAUAUAAUUUUUAAAGCUGACCAAGAGUACUAAAACUUUAAUUGGUUGAGAUUACUUGUAAGUUCAAUUUCUAAACUGGGGUAUAACAAAUGUUUAUGUACAUCCUGUAAUGGCUUCAUGGAGUUGCACCCUGACAGGGACUUCAUGCCUUUUGAGGUUGAUAAAGAAUGAGCUCUACCUGGGUGCAAAACCUGCCUGCAUCUGUACAUAAAUCCAUGUUGUAAGACAGGAAAAUUGACUGCUGUGACAGAAAAUUACUGUUCUUGGAAUGGUUUAGACAAACCUAACUCCUCCCUUAGAGCUUUACACAAAUUCUUUCUCUCUGUAAUGAAGACGCUGUCUGUUGAAGACAAUGUUGAUUAAGAUGAAAGUUUUUAUUACUGUUUCUCUGAUUUACCUUGACUUUGUUUAAAGUAAAAAGAAGAGUUGUUUAACUGUGUAUUUAACUAGUCAAUUACUUUUGGUUGUGGUUUCUUCUGCGAUGUUUGUAUUUCACCAAUAAUGUUUGUUUCUAAUGUUUGUAAAAGCAAUGUAAUAUCACCAAAAGUUCAAAAGUCAAUGUUUUCUAAUAAUGCCUUGUAAUUUACCUAGCCUUACAGUAUUUCAGACAAUUUUCCACCAAAACAGCAUCUAGCCACUGGUUGUCACAAAUACAAAAACUAUAUAUUUAUAAACCUGUAACUUCUAGCUGUCAUUAAAGAUGAAUGAUACAAAUUGUGA